AUGGAUGGGGACAUCGUACCAGAUAAGGAACGCCCUCUUGCGGGGGUGAUUCUUUGCUGUACAUCGAUAUUGCCAGAGUAUCGGGAGCAAUUGGCUUCCAUAGCUACUCAGAUGGGGGCGGUCCAUAAAUUCGAUCUCACAUCAGACGUUACGCAUUUGAUAGUCGGGGAUCUGAACACGCCAAAAUAUAAAUACGUGGCCAAGGAGCGGAUCGACAUCAAAGUUCUCAAGCCAGAAUGGGUAGAAGCUGUCCGGUCUUAUUGGAUGCUUGGGGGAGACCCCAAUCUUGAGGAACUGGAGGAACAAUAUCGAUAUCCCACAUUUGCAGGCUUAUCGAUAUGUCUUACUGGAUUUGAGGACAUGAACACCAGGAACCACCUUCAGAGGACGAUCACAGAGAAUGGGGGAGAAUUUAGACGGGAUCUCACCAAAAGUGUUACCCAUCUGAUUGCGCGAUCCGGAUGCGGUCAGAAAUAUAAGUAUGCAACCCUGUGGAAGAUAACCGUGGUAAGCUUAAAAUGGCUUGAAGACAGUCUUGAACGAGGGAUGGCGUUGGACGAGAGUCUCUAUGACCCGCUGAUGCCAGACGAAGAGCAAGGCAUUGGUGCGUGGAACAGAUCAGCUCCAGUGGAUCCCAUGAAGCGACCCAAAUUAAUCAAUGCAAAUCUUCAACGGCCCCGGAAACUUCGAAGGGUUGCAAGUAUAAAACUGGGUGGACAAAACGAAGAUAUAUGGUCGAAUAUUAGCGGGAAUGCAGCGAAAACCACUAUGACAAGCGACAGUUUCCAAAGUGGGCUUAACGAUCGGGGUACUGAUAUGUUAGCGGUGACAAGUGUCUCUUUGAUCCACGAGCCAAAGUCUUUUGCAAGCGAAACCACAGUAGCUUCCCGUCAAGCCAUGGACGAAACGAAGUCAGUGGAUCUGAUUGAACCUCGCGGUAAAUUCUUGUUAGGAGCUAGAUUCUUAAUCAAAGGGUUCUCCUCAAGUCAGACUAAAAUUCUAGAGACUCAUUUACUCUCUCGCGGUGCCCAACUUGUGACGUCACUAAGCGGGCUUGCUGGAGACACCACUACAAACGGUCCAGGCAUGUAUGUGCUUGUGCCAUACAAUUUACCACGCUCUGAAAUUCCAUCUCUUGAUGACUUCGUGAUCGAGCCGCAAGUUGUAACGGACCUGUGGGUCGAGAAGUGUCUGCAUAAUAACUCCCUCAUUCCCCCUGAAUCACAUAUCACCAGUACCCCUUUCCCCAGAUUUCCGAUUCCAGCAUUCCAUGGGCUGAGAGUAUGCUCUACUGGAUUUUCUGGUAUUGAUCUUUUACAUCUUUCAAAACUCGUCAAAGUUAUGGGGGCUACCUACGAUGAGUAUCUCACCUCCAAGGCAUCAGUGCUCAUUUGCAACAGCACAAAUCCGAACCAAGAGAAGCUUCGACACGUUACCGAAUGGAAUAUUCCUGCUGUCAUUGCCGACUGGCUGUGGAUUUCGGUUCAAACCGGAGAGAGAAAGCCUUUCGUCCCCUACAUAAUACAAGAUAAACAACCUCAAAAGAAUGGAUGCCCAGUCCACCAUAUUCAACAGCGUAAAGUGAAGCAAGAGGGCAGCAAGAAGCGAAGCGCACCAUCAGAAAAUGAUACAUCAUCAUCUCCUGAUUCACAUACAUCCAAACAAGCCGCUGUCACCACUCGAAGGAGUGAAAUUGAGAAGCAGCCAGAAACCACGCGACAACCAAGCAUACCGCCUGAAAACGUUCUCCCAGAGCUACCAGAAAACUCUCCACGAAAGCGCAGUCGUUCUCCUGCUUCUUCGAAAAGCAACAAAACUCCCCUUCUUGCAACUCGCGUCCGAUCAAAAACACCUCCAAAAAUAGAAUCCAAUGAUAAAAUUCCAGACCCGAAAACAACCCUCAACGUUGCCCUCAAUGAAUUCCUGAAUCAAAAGCGCAAGGCAACUUCCUCCAAACCAUCAAGUCUCGAAAAUAAAGAUAGCGGAGACACCGGUCUGCAACAGCAGCAGCAACAACAGAGAAAGCGCCGAAAACAGCUCUUCGGCAGCUCCAGUUCCCAUUCUUCAUUGCUGCUAGGUGCCGCCAUGCCUGGUGACUCGCAUUUACCCCGAGCCAAUUCCAUAGACACCAUGAACGAAGAUGGCUGUGGUAGCGUCGUGGACGGACUGGGCCUCGAUAGUCCUUCGACAACAAAAGUCAACAGCAACCUACCUAGCUUCUCCUCCCUUUUCGCAGAAAAUAAGAAGGCGGACAAGACGGAGGCGCAGCAGCUGUUGGAGAGUCGUCUGGAAAUGUUUCGCACAGAUGCUGCUUCUGAGUUUCCCGGGUUCGAGGACGAAGAUGACACCCCUGCAAUGACCCAGUUGGGAUACGAGGUCCCUGGUGCGGCUGCUAUGAGGGCGAAAAUUGCUAGUGGAAAUGAAGGGAUAGCAGAUCAAGGGGUUGAAGAUGGCGCGACUGGUGCCGUUGCUGAUGCUACGGCUAAGAACCGGGAGAGAGCUGCAAAUGGUCUUGUUCUUGGCAAGGUUAAAGAUCAUGAUUUACUAGCUGGGUGGGUGGGUAGGAGGAGCAUGAGAAGGCCCGGGAAGGGAGUAGGAGGUCUAUGA
Paracoccidioides brasiliensis Pb18 is the source of this 2607-nucleotide messenger RNA. RefSeq lists its product as uncharacterized. Bases 1 to 2607 code for a protein of 868 amino acids. The transcript is spliced from 7 exons. The record is from RefSeq and is a predicted model, not a curated record. Gene Ontology annotation, biological process: mitotic G2 DNA damage checkpoint signaling; DNA replication initiation; mitotic DNA replication checkpoint signaling.